UAGCGCUCUCACAAACAUGGUGAACGUUCCUAAAACCCGCCGGACUUUCUGUAAGAAGUGUGGCAAGCACCAGCCCCACAAAGUGACACAGUACAAGAAGGGCAAGGAUUCUCUGUAUGCGCAGGGAAAGCGGAGUUACGACAGGAAGCAGAGUGGUUAUGGUGGGCAGACUAAGCCGAUUUUCCGCAAAAGGGCUAAAACUACAAAGAAGAUUGUCCCGAGGCUUGAAUGUGUUGAGCUCAACUACAGAUCUAAGAGAAUGCUGGCUGUUAAGAGAUGCAAACAUUUUGAACUGGGAGGAGGUAAGAAGUGAAAG
Molecule: messenger RNA, 316 nt
Organism: Rhinolophus ferrumequinum (greater horseshoe bat)
Lineage: Eukaryota; Metazoa; Chordata; Mammalia; Chiroptera; Rhinolophidae
Product: 60S ribosomal protein L36a-like
Exons: 1
Coding region: 17-313 (98 amino acids)
Biological process (GO): translation
Cellular component (GO): ribosome; cytosolic large ribosomal subunit
Molecular function (GO): structural constituent of ribosome
Source: RefSeq, a predicted model, not a curated record